AACAACAACAAUUUCUCUUCCAUUCCCUCCGAUUUCUUUCUCGGAAUGGCAUCUCUUCAAGGUGUUUAUCUCGAUUACAACCCCUAUUCGCCGUGGCGAAUCCCGAAAAGUCUCCAAAACGCCUCAGCUCUCCAGGUUUUCUCUACCAGUGCGGCCAAUAUAAUCGGAAACAUUCCCGAAUUCUUUGGCGGGUUUGUGAAUCUGGGUUCCUUGCAUUUGGCAUUCAACAAUCUCGAGGGUGGAUUACCGGGAAGCUUUUCGGGUUCGUCGAUUCAGUCUCUGUGGUUGAAUGGGCAACGGGGUAUUAGUUCUAAGCUCAAUGGCUCAAUUGGGGUGAUACAGAACAUGACCCAAUUGAACCAAGUGUGGUUACAUUCCAAUUCUUUUUCAGGUCCUUUACCGGAACUUUCAGGGCUAACUGGGUUGCAGAAUUUCAGUGUUAGGGACAAUCGGAUCACGAGUUUAGUACCCGUGUCUCUUGUGAACCUUCCAUCGCUUAAAGUUGUGAAUUUGACAAACAAUCUGUUACAAGGCCCGACCCCAAAAUUUCAUUCUUUGGUUGCAGUUGAUAUGACAAUUGGGACUAAUAGUUUCUGCUUAUCUGAUCCUGGUGUUGGUUGCGAUUCCCGGGUUAAUACAUUGCUUACGAUUGCACAAUCUGUUGGUUAUCCAACGGUGUUUGCGGAUAGUUGGAAAGGGAAUGAUCCUUGUGUCCAAUGGAUGGGUCUCACUUGUUCUAAUGGAGACAUUACUGUUGUCAAUUUUCAGAAAAUGGGUCUUAGUGGGAAUCCUGAUAUUGGGAAUGAUAGUGUUAGUCCAUUGCCGGGUACGCCCUCAGUUAGUGGAACAAAGACUUCAAGAAGUAGUGGCAAUAAGUCGACUGGUGUGGUUGUGGGUUUGGUAAUUAGUUGUAUUUGUGCAGUAUUGGCUGUUGGGGUUAGUGUGUUCUGCAUUUGUAGGGCUAAACAAAAGCAUUCUUGUAGGGUGCAGAGUCCAAAUGCCAUGGUGGUUCGUCCUCAUCAUUCAGGUUCAGACCAUGAUGCUGUUAAGAUUACCAUUGCUGAUUUGGGUUUGACUGGUGGGACAACGGGUGAAACAUACAGUCAUGACAGUCGUGGACCUAGUGAUAUUCAUGUUAUUGAAGCUAGAAAUAUGGUAAUCUCCAUUCAAGUUUUGAAGACUGUGACCAACAAUUUUAGCGAAGGGAACAUAUUGGGAAGAGGAGGAUUUGGAAAAGUUUACAAAGGAGAGUUGCAUGAUGGGACUAAGAUUGUGGUUAAGAGGAUGGAGUCUGGAGUGGUGAGUGACAAGGGUUUGGAUGAGUUCAAGUCUGAGAUUGCACUGCUUACUAAGGUUCGACAUAGGCAUUUGGUUUCUCUCUUGGGUUACUGCUUGGAUGGAAAUGAGAGGCUACUGGUUUAUGAAUACAUGCCUCAAGGGACUCUUAGUAGGCACCUGUUUCACUGGAAUAAGGAAGGGUUGAAACCCCUUGAUGUUUGA
Molecule: messenger RNA, 1500 nt
Organism: Camellia sinensis
Lineage: Eukaryota; Viridiplantae; Streptophyta; Magnoliopsida; Ericales; Theaceae
Source: RefSeq, a predicted model, not a curated record